GAGUCAACUCGGAAAAUGCGAUUUUUUAACCGUGGUUAAACUGUGGUAGCCAAACAUGGCGUAAAUAUCCGUUGCCUGGCAACAUAUGUGUGUAUUAUCAGUAAACGUAACAACUGAAUGGUGUAAGCGAAGGUGACUGUAAUUUUGUCUCUAGAAACUAAAAUUGUAUCAAAUUUUGCAGCAAAGAAAAGUAAAAUACGUUUAAAAUGAGAAACUCCAGCGAUAUUUUUUGCUUGAAAGAGCCGAAGUAUGGUGAAAACGACGGCAGCCAAAUAUUCUCCGUGAACGGUUCGUCUUUUUCAAGAAUAAACCGACGCCAGCACGCCAGCAGCGACGUGUUCCAGUUCGGUUUACCCCCGAAGACUGAAGAGACUGCCAAAAUGACUGAAAUUCCUGAACUCGACCAGUCUGAAACGCCUGAACCGGUCGACAAGGAACUCCCACAGGAGGAGAAACAGGAAGCUAUGACCGAGAAAGCCUCCGGAGAGCCGACUGUUUCUUCCUCCAGCAUGAAGCGCAACCCCGUGACGGGCGUGGGCUUGGAAGCCGAUGAGCAGCGCAGCUCGAGAAGACACUGCGGCCAGCAAUCAGGCAAAUGGAUGUGGUGAAAUGAUUGUGUAAUUUUUGAUUCAAUAAAGUACAUGCGAAUUUUCUAAUA
Molecule: messenger RNA, 658 nt
Organism: Tribolium castaneum (red flour beetle)
Lineage: Eukaryota; Metazoa; Arthropoda; Insecta; Coleoptera; Tenebrionidae
Exons: 2
Coding region: 207-608 (133 amino acids)
Source: RefSeq, a predicted model, not a curated record